Messenger RNA from Helicoverpa zea (corn earworm), 1185 nucleotides. RefSeq lists its product as uncharacterized. The record is from RefSeq and is a predicted model, not a curated record. Gene Ontology annotation, cellular component: plasma membrane. NCBI's taxonomy places the organism in Eukaryota, Metazoa, Arthropoda, Insecta, Lepidoptera, Noctuidae. Gene Ontology annotation, biological process: detection of chemical stimulus involved in sensory perception of smell; sensory perception of smell. Gene Ontology annotation, molecular function: odorant binding; olfactory receptor activity. The transcript has 5 exons. Bases 13 to 1185 code for a protein of 390 amino acids.
AGUGCUACAAAAAUGGAAAAUAAUUUUGAAAAUUCACUAAAACUUUUCUUAAUACCAAUGCGAGUUGUUGGCACUCAUCCUGAAAUCCCAAUAAACUUGAAUUGGUUUAUUCUUUACUCUUUAACUUAUGGUCCUUUCACGAUACUUGCAAUUAUCAUAAUUUACAAUUCUUACUUGAAUGCUACCAAUGAUGAUUUUUCUGAAGCCUGCAAAAAUGGGAUUUUGAGCCUUACUUAUUUCGGCGCCAGUCUGAACAAUAUCAUCAUGCUAUGGUAUCGGGAUUCUAUCAAAAACCUGCUUGACAUGAUGAAAAAUGAUUACAAAAUGGCGGCCGGAUUACCUCGCGACGAACAGCAGAUUUUUCAAGAGUACGUCAGAAAGAAAACUUUAGUCUGCAAAGUUUGGCUCGUACUUUUCACAAUAUCCUGCAGUUUAUUCAGUGUAAAAGCCAUCCUUUUAAUGGUGUACUAUGCCAUCAUUGGUGAGCCUAAGCUAGUACAUUUGUACGAUCUAGUGUACCCAGAUUUUAUUGAAAGCAGGAAGGAAAAUUUGUCUAUAUAUCUUGUUAUAUACUUCUUUAUAUUCUCCUAUGGUGUUUAUGCUGGGUUUGUGUUCAUGAGCUUUCUCCCAUUUGGUCCUGUCCUCAUGUUGCAUGCCUGUGGACAUCUCGAGAUCACCAAGAAGCGUAUUGAGACCUUAUUUACCUCAGAUACAAAGGAUGUCAACGAAAAAUUGAAUGACAUUGUAAAACUACUCCAAUACACAUACAAUUUCGUGGAAACCGUGAAGGAGUGCUUCAAAGUAUUUUACGAAGCUACACUGAAAUUGUCCGCCCUUGCUCUACCCGUCACAUUCUACGCCUUGUUGGAUGGAUUGCAACAUGGAGAAUUUAGCUUGGAAUUCUCAUCGUUUAUUCUGAGUGGCAUAGCAUUGAGCAGUGCUCCUUGUUACUACAGCGACUUGCUUCUAGAAAAGGGUAGAGAAGUAAGUCUAGCACUAUACACGUGUGGCUGGGAACAGGAGUACAACCGGCGCGCGCGCAGCACUAUACUGUUGCUGCUGAUUCGCAGUUCGCGACCAAUAGCAAUGCAGACCAUGUUCGCCACGCUUUGUCUCAUUGCACUCACUGAAAUGUUUCAACAGGCGUACACCAUAUUUAAUCUCAUUAAUGCUGUUUUGACUUAA